Molecule: messenger RNA, 1104 nt
Organism: Callorhinchus milii (elephant shark)
Lineage: Eukaryota; Metazoa; Chordata; Chondrichthyes; Chimaeriformes; Callorhinchidae
Gene: npy8br
Product: neuropeptide Y receptor Y8b
Exons: 1
Coding region: 1-1104 (367 amino acids)
Biological process (GO): G protein-coupled receptor signaling pathway
Cellular component (GO): plasma membrane; neuron projection
Molecular function (GO): neuropeptide binding; neuropeptide Y receptor activity
Source: RefSeq, a predicted model, not a curated record
AUGGAGGAAUUCCUCAAGCUCCUGUUCUCCAACCACUCCAAAUUCAACCACACCUCGUGGGGAAACUUCAACUGCCCCGGCUCGAUCGGGGGAACCACCUUCCUUGUGGUGGCUUACAGCGCCAUCAUGGCCAUGGGUCUGAUUGGCAACGUCUGUCUAGUCUACGUCAUCACCAGGCAGAAGGAGAUGCACAAUGUCACCAACGUCCUCAUCGCCAACCUCUCCUGCUCGGACAUCGUCAUGUGUGCCAUCUGCCUGCCCGUCACCCUCAUUUACACCCUGAUGGACCAUUGGAUAUUGGGAGCGGCUCUCUGUAAACUCACUCCAUUUGUGCAGUGCAUGUCGGUGACAGUCUCCAUCUCAUGCCUGGUCCUCAUCGCCUUGGAGAGACACCAACUGAUCAUCAACCCGACCGGCUGGAAGCCAGUUGUUGGUCAUGCCUACCUGGCGGUGGCCGUGACUUGGAUCGUGGGCUGUUUUAUCUCUUUGCCUUUCAUGUCCUUCAACAUCUUGACAGACGGUCCUUACAAGAACAUCUCCCUGGCCUUGGACACUUUUGCCGACCACUUUGCCUGCAUCGAGUACUGGCCUUCCGAGAGCCAGAGACUGGCCUACACGACCUGUCUCCUCUUGUUUCAGUACUGCCUCCCUCUGCUCCUGAUCUUCGUCUGUUACUUCAGGAUCUUCCUGUGCCUCAGGAGACGGAGAGACAUGGUGGAGCGACCAAAGGAUGCCAACCACAGGCUCAGUCACAGUAAGAAGAUCAACAUCAUGUUGCUGUGCAUCGUGGCUGCCUUCGCUGUGUGCUGGCUGCCUUUGAUGGUCUUCAACACCAUCUUCGACUGGAACCAUCAGGCCAUCUCCGUGUGCCUCCACAACAUGAUCUUCUCCCUGUCCCACCUGACAGCCAUGUUCUCCACCUGUGUCAACCCCGUCAUGUACGGCUUCCUCAACCACAACUUCCAGAAGGAGAUGAAGCUAUUGAUCUACAGGUGCAGGUGCAGAAGGGACAGGGAGAAGUACGAGACCUUCCCAUUGUCUACGGUCAACACAGAGAUGUCGAAAGCCUCCCUGCAUCUCAACUGUGCCAAUAGGAAUGCUUAG